AGUGGUGUGUUGAUAAUUAUUUAGUAAGAGUCUUGUCAUUUAUUAGGUUUCCAGGGCUAGGUUGCCUUGUGCUGUACAGACUGCAGUGUUGGAAAUAGUUGCUUUAUGCCCCUCUUGUUGGCACAUUCUAUCACUUGAGAAUGGUUGGUGUAUUUUUAUUCAGACAGUUUUCCUAUUUUAUGUUGUAGGGGAGGAGCGUAAGGGAGAUGAGAAUUAAUGAGUGGAAGCAGUUGAGAGUUUUGGUUGAGAGAGAGACAGGGAGGAGGGUAAAAAUGUCCACAUUAAAUAUUUUUCCCUCAAUGCAGAUGUCAUAUGAUAUGUCUUAUCCUGUAAUGUGACAAGUGUUGAUAAAUUUAUAAUGUCUCCUUUAUCGUGCAUCAACUAAACUGGUAGUAAGGAGUCAUUUUUAUUUGAUUAUGAUAUCCUCCCUUUUUAUUGAUCAGGAGAAAAAUCAUGAUUUUCUUCCAAAGCUGAAGAAACAAUAGCAUAAGAAGAAAUUAUAUAAGUAGACCAUCUUGCAAAAGAUGCAACACUGUGUAAAGGGCAAGAGGAAAUUAAGAUUAGGCACUGGAAUCCCUUGCGAGUGGGGUUUGCACGUGCUAGUCCUAAGAGCGGCCCAUCUAAGGCUUCAGGGACAGACCUAACCAUUCCGUAAGGUCAACAGGCUCACACCGUGUCAGGCCUUACGCGGUCGCCAGAGGGAAGCCCAGAGAGUGAUCAGCGUUUCAGGGUUUCAGAUGGGGGUCUCCAGCACACCAUCAGAUACCCCCCUGGACCCGUUCCUGGAAACACUCCGUCUACGGUUGCUCAAAGUUAUGAUGAAGCAGACUGAGAGUGUAGAGGAUGGUGGUGGGGGAGACGGAGGCGAAGGAGGGGGAGGGGGAGAAGAGAAAGUUUCCGCCACAGCUAGCACACAGGUAACAGUUGAUGCAAGUGCCACCAGUGUCACCACCGUGACUGACAAUGCAGAGGAGACAUCCACCAAGACCACAACAAGCAAGUUCACUAAGACCACCAAGGUCAAGACCAUAAAAAUAGUCAAGAAGAAGAAUCCCAAUUCCCUCGUUGCCAGUGCCAUAGGACAGUUCAACAAAAAGUCAGAGGAGGAAGUUUCACCUCCAAAGAAGAUCACCUUUAAGAAGAGCUCAGAAUCUCCCAAGAAAGUACCAGGUUUGCCUAAGAAGGUUGUUAAGGCUGGUGAGAAUGAUAGUGACACCAAAACAGCAGACAGUCCAGAGGCCACAAAGAAGGAAAAUGGAGAGAAGACCCCUACCAGUUCAAGAACUUCAGCAGAGAAGAGCAGCAGCGAGAGUAAGGAAAUCCCAGUAAAGAAAGAGCCAUCAGUGAAAAAAGAGUCUGCGGAGAGAGAAGCCAGUGCCCCCAAGACUGAUGCCAAAGAUGCAACAGACAAGAAGGAGAGUUCUGUUAAGAGAGAUUCAACAGAGAGGAAGGAAUCUCCUGAAAAGAAAGACUCAGUUGACAAGAAAGAGAGAGUGACAAAGAGAGAAUCUUCAGAGAGAAAAGAAACCCCAGAGAAGGAGAGCCUUGCAAAGAGAGAUUCAUCAGAGAGGAAGGAAACUCCAGAGAAGAAGGAGAGUCUUGCGAAGAGAGAUUCAUCAGAGAGGAAGGAAACUCCAGAGAAGAAAGAAGCAGUUGAAAAGAGGGAGAGUCCAGCAAAGAGAGGGUCAAUGGAGAGGAAGGCAAGCCCAGCAAAGAGAGAUUCUCUAGAGAAGAAAGUGACACUAGAGAAGAGCAAGUCAGUUGAAAAGAGAGAGACACUAGAGAGUAGGGAGAGCCCUUUGAAGAAGAAGUCACCCUUGAAGAAGGAAACACCUGAGAGGAAAGGUAGCCCAGCGAGGAAGAUCCCACCAACCAAGACAAAUGUUCCAGAAAAGGAGGAGACAGAGAGCAAAGAGUCCUCAGAAGUAAAGACUGCAACCACCAAGGAAGCUGAAGGGAAGGAGGGCACAGAGAAGAUAGUCUCAGAAGAGACUGAGACUUCCAAAGAGAAUACUGAAACAUCUAAAGCUAUAGCUUCUCCCAAAGAAGCAGCUCUGGAUUCUCCCAAAGAAGAAGCUAAUGAUAAGAGUGAGAGUGAGGACACUAAGGGACUGGCGAAGGCAGAAACAUCUCCUGAACCAGAACCUUCAACAAGAGUAAAGGAGCCUAGCAGUGUCAUAGAGAUAACUAGAGCUUCCUCAAGUUCCUCAAGAAGCAGCAAGUCCCCAUUGUCUGAGUAUGUAGAGGGAGCAAAAGCCAUUAGUGCAGAAGCAUCAAGUGGAUCUGUGGACAAAGUUCUCACAAGUGAAUCGGACAGUUGUGCAGAGGGUGCCAGUGCCACCCCAUGCAGUAAUGACUCUAAGCCUCGUGCUGACUCUUUAGUAGACUCUGACUCAGAGCUGAGUAAUGUGAGUGUGUUUGUUAUAGUGCGUGACAUGAGUAGUCUAACUGCAAGAGUCAACAAGGAAACGAUUGUAACACCUGCCACAUCAACAUGUGGCGAGCUUAUGCAGGAGGUAGGACGACGGUUCAAGUACGAGCCAGAUUCCUUUUCUCUCAUCCUGCAAUGCUCCAAUGGUGACCAGGUUGAGAUUGAGAAAAUGGAGGCAGAGCGUACACUAGCAGAUGCAAGGUUCCAAGUGGAGGGCACCCCACGUAACAACCUGAUUCUGUGCGACUCAGGUGGACACCCUCCCCGGCGCACAGACGAGGAUGAUCUAAGUCUCGGAGCCUCAGCCUCCCCCACAGCUAGUGCUAGUGAGAAAAAGUGGUUUGAUAGGAGUAGUACGUAUAGCAACACACCUGAAUAUUCUUAUUCUGCAGCUCUCAUUAAACACGAGACAGGUUAUGUGGGCCUGGUGAACCAAGCCAUGACGUGCUACCUUAACAGUUUGCUGCAGACGCUAUACAUGACCCCUGAGUUCCGCAAUGCCCUCUACCAGUGGGAGUUCAAGGGCUCUGAGGAUGAGGCAGCCAAGAACAUCCCUUGCCAGAUCCAACGUCUCUUCCUGCUGCUGCAGACCACCAACAAGACAGCCGUGGAGACAACAAACUUAACAAAAAGCUUUGGUUGGGACAGUAGUGAGGCCUGGCAGCAGCAUGACAUCCAGGAGCUUUGUCGGGUCAUGUUUGAUGCUCUUGAGCAGUGCUUUAAGAACACCCACCAAUCAGACCUCAUCAACAGCCUUUAUGAAGGGAAGAUGAAGGAUUAUGUCAAGUGCCUAGAGUGCGACAAUGAGGGAGCCCGGGAGGACACAUACCUGGACAUUCCUCUCCCCAUCAGACCCUUUGGCUCCAGCUCUGCAUAUAAAUCUGUGGAGGAAGCCCUGAGGGCCUUCGUGGAGCCAGAACUUUUGACAGGGAACAAUAAAUACAAAUGCUCAAAAUGUGAUUCUCUGUGUGAUGCUCACAAAGGGCUGAAAUUCACACGCUUCCCCUACCUGCUCACCAUACACCUCAUGCGCUUCGACUUUGACUACCAGACCUUGCAUAGAAUCAAGCUGAAUGACAAAGUGACCUUCCCCAACAUACUGGACCUAAACAGCUUUAUUGAGACCCACUCAAAGGAGGACAGCACUGCGGUAACACCAGACAAGCCCACCACAGACAAAUUGGAUGAUGCCUCCACCACAGACUCUGGAUCAGCACUGGACGUGGAGGACAAUUCAGUUGAGAACACCUCCAACUCACAGCCUGAGUCAGACAAUCAGGAUGAAGAUGAAGGCAUAGAUGUUAGCAGUAUGAACAAUGAAAAGAACAAGAACUGCUUGCCCAAUGGACCCUAUGUGUAUGAACUUUUCUCAAUCAUGGUCCACGCGGGCAGUGCAUCAGGGGGGCACUAUUACGCUUAUAUUAAGGACUUCAGAACAGAUGAAUGGUUCUGCUUUAAUGACCAGAGUGUAUCUAAGAUUACAUAUGAUGACAUCAGAAAAACAUAUGGUGGAGGCACAAACAGAGUGCCAUGCUACAGCUGGAGCUCCAGUGCCAAUGCCUACAUGCUUAUGUACAGACAGAUCAACAAAGAGAGGAAUGUAGAUGCCUACUCUAAAGAGGCACUCCCUCAACAUAUCAAGGAUUUAGUACAAAGAAUGUCUGAGGAGGAAGCAGCAGAGCGUGAGCAGCGGGAAAUUGAAAGAUGUAUGUGCUGUAUUAAACUGUUCUGCCAAGUGCCUGGCCAGACUCAGAUGCAAGAGAAGAAGCUAAGAGUCCACAAGGAUUCUACUCUCAGGGAAACCACCAAGCUUGCAUAUGAGGAGCUGGGCCUUAACACUGUUCCGCUAGAGAGGUGUCGCCUGGUCAAGUAUGAGGAAUUCCAUGACAGUUUGGAGUGCUCCUUUGAAGGCCAGGAUGAUGAGCUUAUCUCGGAGGUCCUUGGCGGAGUUCGUAGUUCCUAUAAGUUUGAUCUCUUGAUGGAAAUCAGAGACGAAGAUAAAGCCUUUGAAGUUUACAAGCCAGGAGGCACAACCAUCAAGGCACAUAUUGUGAACUUGGCCACAGAGGAGGUAGAGGGCCCCUACAAUCUGCGUGGAAGUCUCAAUAUGACAGUCCGAGAGCUGAAGGAGAUGAUUGGUCGCUCCCUCAACAUGAACCCUGACACAAUGCGGAUUGUGCUAGAGAGGUAUUACAAUGACCUCCGACCUCUCACAGCAGACACGAAGACUCUUAAGAUGGAGGGCUUCUAUAGGUCAAAUAAGGUAUACGUAGAAGCAUCAGGGAAGGAAAGCACAGACUUCUACACGGGGUCUUGUAUGUACAGCAUAUUGGACCGAUACGAGAAUACCAUAACAUUAUACUGUCCACUGCCAGACACUAGUAAAGAGGCACUUGAGGAGAUGCAGAUUCCCCCCUACAAGGAGGAGGAGCCAGAGCCAAGGCCAGAAGUGCCAAGUAGUGGAACUAGUUCGUCUGCAACAGCUGAAGAUGCUGUGUCUGCCACCAGUGCUGCAAGUCCAGCCAGCUGCUCAAGCAAGGACAGUGGGAUCAGCAGCAAGGCAGCCACAGACUGCUCAAGCAGUGAGGCAGGCAGCAGUAACAACAGCUCGAUGGUGAGUCCAUCAUCUGGGCCUUUGUCAUCACUCCCCACAUCAACACAACCUCCCAGCCCUGGAAUGUCAACAUCUACGCAGGCAACAACCCCAACAGCCUCACCCACUGCUACCUCUGCGGGCAACGGUAGUGAUGGUGAGGAUGAGGGCAUUGCAGAUGCUGACAGUGGCGCAGGUUCCUCCAAUGUCAACAGUGACCAGAGUGCAAGCGAAGAUUCCUCCCUGACCAGUGACAGUGACAGAACUUUGGUAGGAGACCCACCAGAAGACAAAUUGUCAGACACAAGUAAUUCACCAGACUACAGGAAUGUUUCAUCGCCAUCAUCGCCUGAAGACAAUGGCAGAGAAACAAAGGAUGAUGACAAUGGUUGGGGUUUGCCUAUUUUCCAGGACACCGAUGUCGUUUGGGGGGAGGACGACAAGGAGACGGAGGUCAAGCGCUACUUCAGAGCUGAGUACUUCACAGAAGACCAGACCAAUCAGAAAAUGUUGCGAGUCUUUGUGGAUAAGAGAAUAACCAUAGGUCAGCUCAAGAACGAAAUGCAGCCAUGGGUUGGCGUCUCACAAGAUCACUUCAAGCUUUUUAAGAUAUAUUCAAACAGUCAAGAAUUUGAGUGUACUAGAAUGACAGAGACUCUAGCAUCAUAUGGAGAUAAUACCAGAUUAAGUGUACGGUUAGGAAGAGCUUUGCUACCAGGGGAACAGAGAGGCAAAGUAUACCUUCUAGAGCCUGACAGUGUGGAUGAUCCUGCAAAGUUCCUCAUUGACUGGGUGGUCUGUAAGGGAGAUACUGUUGCCAGCGCCAAGCGUGCCAUCAUCAAGGAAGUUAACACCAGAUGUAAAAUGACCCUAACGCCUGAAACUGUCCGGCUACGAAAGAAGAGCUGGAAGAACCCUCAGACUAUAUAUCUUGAUGCACAGAAAUUUGAAGAUGACAUACCCCUUUACUCUAACUGGGAACUGUUCCUACAGACAAUUGAAGGUCCUGAGACAAAGACAGCCAGCUCAGAUGAGCUAGCCUUGUUUACCAAGAGAUGGAAACCUUCAACAUAUACCACAAAUCCCAUUGCUGAGGUCAUAAUUUCCAAACCAACUGUGGAAGGACUCAGGGAAAAGCUCUCAGAAAUAUCUGGCAUUGAGGCAGAUGAUAUAGAGUUUGCAAAAGGUAAAGGGACAUUCCCCUUUGAUAUGUCUGUUGUGGACAUCAACAGCGACUUGGAUUGGUCAAUACGCUCGGGUCCACUGGAUCAAAGGCCCCUCUAUAUAUUAGAUGAUGGUGCUAUGGUUUAUUAUAGAGAUAAGAAGGAAACCCCUAAGGAAAUGACAGAGGAGGAGCGUCGUGCUUUGGUCAACUCGGAGAACCGUCGCCUCAACCGCGACCUGCAGUAUCAGUGCCCAAGCUCGUCAACCACCUCCAGCUAUAGCACUCUCAGAUCUAAGGAGAAAGGCCUCAAGAUCUACCUCAAUCACGAAGAGUAGAAACAAAAAGGAAGAAACGAGAAAGUGAAAGGGGGUGUCAUUGGAUAUUUCUGAAAUUUACUCAGCAUUUUAUAAAGAAAAGGAAAAUA
This is a messenger RNA of Penaeus chinensis, 6613 nucleotides long. It is a transcript of the gene Usp47, whose product is annotated as ubiquitin carboxyl-terminal hydrolase 47-like. The coding region runs from base 738 to 6524 and encodes 1928 amino acids. Gene Ontology annotation, biological process: protein deubiquitination. Lineage: Eukaryota; Metazoa; Arthropoda; Malacostraca; Decapoda; Penaeidae. Gene Ontology annotation, cellular component: cytosol; nucleus. Gene Ontology annotation, molecular function: cysteine-type endopeptidase activity; cysteine-type deubiquitinase activity. The record is from RefSeq and is a predicted model, not a curated record. The transcript is spliced from 25 exons.